UUCCUAUGGCGUAGGCAGAACAAAUUUCACGUAGCCUAGAAAGCUUUAGGCUAUAUAUCAUACAUUCUCUAUAAACCAAAUUACAACUGGGCUUCAGACAUCCUAAAUAUGUGAGAUAUUAACCAUAUAGAUCAAAUGUAUCUAACCAAUUGAAGUGGUGACGUGAACGUUAUCAACAAUACUGCAAGGGUUAACUCGGUCGCUCGGUCUCCAUUAAUAUUGUUGAGAGGGGAACGGAGCUCAACUGUGGGAGGCGCCUGUGGGCUACUGACGGAAAAGGCAUCCGUGAAUCUUAUUUGUCAUCCUGGAACUGGGCGUCCGCUCUCGAAACACAAAACUACAGUGCCUACAAUGAUAGGCGAAAUCUGUAGGGUUGUUGGCGCAGAGAUGGAUCACCCUUUGGAUGAACUGGCUGGGAUACCUUUAUAGUUUUAACAUUAUUGCAAGUUCAACAGUAUUAUCACUGCAGUGGAGUUAUGCAAUAUUGUUACAGUACACUUUGAAAUAGUUCACGCUGGGUGCAACGCGGAGGUGAUUUUCUGAGGAAAUGUUCGUUUCAUUGAAGGAUAUUAUCUAUGAGAGAACAUUUGAACAAUUUUUAACAUAAUUUCUUCCGCUGGACGGCCAACUGGAUGUUUCUGUGUAAAUAUUUUCCGGAAACCUUAAAACGGACUAGAAAGAGUGGAAAGCAGCCCGGCAAGCUGCCAGUAUGCUAUGAAAUCGUGACUUUAUCCUUGAAGAAGAAGAUGGCUGCAGAACUGUACCCUGCAAGCAUAAACACCAACCUCCCGAACAGCAACGGCGCCGCAGUGUCCGCAGCCAGGAAGAAGAGCAUCAUUCAGGUCACCCAAACGGUGACGGUGCCGACCACGACCGCCACUCAGCAGAAUAUCAACAACAACAUCGAGACUACCAGUUGGCAGUCCACUCAUCCGACAUUGCGAGAAAGGAAUGCCUUGAUGUUCAAUAACGAACAUAUGGCAGAUGUUCAUUUCAUUGUGGGUUCCCCUGGUGAAUCACAAAAAGUUCCAGCGCAUAAGUAUGUAUUGGCGGUGGGUAGCUCUGUUUUCGGUGCCAUGUUUUAUGGCGAUCUGGCAGAAGGGGAGUCUGAGAUUCACAUCCCAGACGUGGAGCCUGCUGCUUUUUUAAUUAUGCUAAAUUUUUCAUACGGGUGCUCCAUCGAAAUUGUGGUGCACCAGUGUUUGUCAGGGCCGUCGUUACUCUUAGGAAAGAAGUCUAUCUUACAGGUUUUGGAGUUGGGUUACAAAAAAAAACACUGUUUUGCUGUGGUUCGGGUUUAUUUCAGGUACAUGUACAGCGAUGAGAUUGAACUGGAGGCUGACACGGUGCUGGCCACUCUGUAUGCCGCAAAGAAGUACAUUGUGCCUGCCUUGGCCAAGGCCUGCGUCACUUUCCUGGAGACCAGCCUGGAGGCCAAGAAUGCCUGUGUGCUGCUCUCACAGAGCCGCCUGUUUGAGGAGCCUGAGCUGACACAGCGCUGCUGGGAGGUGAUCGACGCACAGGCCGAGCUGGCCCUCUGCUCGGAGGGCUUCUGCGAGAUCGAUCUGCAGACCCUGGAGAUCAUCCUGCGCCGUGAGACGCUGAACACUCGCGAAGCCGUGGUUUUCCGAGCGGUGCUGGAGUGGGCGGUAGCCGAGUGCCGGCGCCAGGGCCUGGCCGCCACAUCGCGGAACAAGCGUGCGGUGCUUGGCAAGGCCCUAUACCUGGUGCGCCUCCCCACCAUGACUCUGGAGGAGUUCGCCGAUGGAGCGGCGCAGUCGGACGUGCUCACCUUGGAGGAGACGCAUGACAUCUUCCUGUGGUACACGGCAGCCAAUAAGCCCAAGCUGGAGUUCCCGCUGGCGCAGCGCGCAGGCCUCACACCACAGCGGUGCCACCGUUUCCAGUCAUCGGCCUACCGGAGUAACCAGUGGCGCUACCGGGGCCGGUGCGACAGCAUCCAAUUUGCUGUGGACAAGCGCAUCUUCAUCGCUGGCCUGGGCCUGUACGGCUCGAGUGGCGGCAAGGCCGAGUACAGUGUCAAGAUUGAACUGAAGCGGCAGGGCGCCACGCUGGCACAGAACCUCACCAAGUUUGUGUCAGACGGCUCCAGCAGCACGUUCUCAGUGUGGUUCGAGCACCCCGUCCAAGUGGAACAGGACACCUUUUAUACCGUCAGCGCUGUGCUGGAUGGCAACGAGCUGAGCUACUUUGGGCAGGAGGGGAUGACUGAGGUGCAGUGCGGAAAGGUUACCUUUCAGUACCAGUGCUCAUCGGACAGUACCAACGGGACAGGCGUGCAGGGGGGGCAGAUCCCAGAACUGGUCUUCUAUGCAUGAGCCUUAUGGUUUGUUUGUAACAUCUUGUGCAGAAGUGCAUUCUACCACUGGAUUAGUUGAAACGCUGGGGGAAAUUAAGAGGGUCCAAAAGCGUUCCUUUGCCUUCAGUAAUUUAGCAGCAGUGAAACAUUGUAAAUGGAAAAAUGCCUGUUAAUCCUUUGACAGAAUGUCAGAGUGACGGAAUGCGCUUUCUGUUUUAAUUUAUUGAGAUAAACCUAUGAUUUCAAUUUAAGCGCUGUGGGCUGUAGCCUCAUGUAGAUGAGACAGAUGAGUUGUAUUAUUGCACUUUUACUCGACCAAUCCCCUUUAUUGUGUCGUUAUUUUAUGGAACUUAAACCUGAAGCUAAUUUGUUUACAGCUUGAGGUUGGCUGACAAAUUACAUGUAUUGUAUUUAGUGUGCAGAUUUAUGCAACUGCAGAACAUAAACUUUUAUGACUCAAA
This is a messenger RNA of Esox lucius (northern pike), 2781 nucleotides long. RefSeq names its product BTB (POZ) domain containing 6b (gene btbd6b). The record is from RefSeq and is a predicted model, not a curated record. Gene Ontology annotation, molecular function: protein binding. Gene Ontology annotation, cellular component: cytosol. Gene Ontology annotation, biological process: neurogenesis. The transcript has 7 exons. Bases 633 to 2339 code for a protein of 568 amino acids. Lineage: Eukaryota; Metazoa; Chordata; Actinopteri; Esociformes; Esocidae.